Chanos chanos (milkfish) is the source of this 1897-nucleotide messenger RNA. RefSeq names its product heme-binding protein soul4 (gene soul4). The record is from RefSeq and is a predicted model, not a curated record. Lineage: Eukaryota; Metazoa; Chordata; Actinopteri; Gonorynchiformes; Chanidae. Gene Ontology annotation, molecular function: heme binding. The coding region runs from base 78 to 824 and encodes 248 amino acids. The transcript is spliced from 6 exons.
CGUUUACACGCACAGUAAGUACGUUCUGUUUUGAGACUACCGAGCGCUCUCCUUAGACCACACUGACAACAGCCACAAUGGCUCUCAUCUCCAUUGAGGACCUUGAGGAACUGGAUGAUGAACAGUUUGAUGAAGACAUCACAGACAACCCUGAGCCAAUGGAUGACGAGGAGCAGGAGAGGCUGUAUGCCCAUUGGCAGGCAGUCGCCAGCACCCAUCAGGUGUCCGUACCCAGAGAGAUGACUGGGCCAAUUCAGGAGAUGACCAGGAGGAAUCAAGAACGGGAACGUGUGCCCUUUGCCACCAUUUCCAGUCAUGAGAAGCUUGGGGAGAUAGUGUAUGAGGAGAGAGUGUACCCUCCAGGACACUGGGCCUGUAUCACUAAAGGAGAGAAGCUGUAUGAGCAGAGCAUUUCAAUGGGCUUCAUGAAACUCAUGCGCUUCAUUUGCAAAGAGAAUUCAGCUGGUCGUUAUUUAGGAAUGACUGUUCCUAUUCUGAAUGAACUUCAGAUGCUAGAAGAUAGGAGUGGCUUCAGAAAAGAGGUUCUGACAGCAUACUAUCUUCCUGCUGAAUUCCAGGCCAAUCCACCUCAGCCCUCAGACCCAGACAUAACCAUAAUACACAGAGGUUCCCUGAGAGUUAUCACCCGGGUGUUUUUUGGAACCACCACAGAGGAAACUAUCAUGCGGCAGAUUAAUCAGUUGUGGGAGUUACUAGGGGAGACAGAGGAUGUGCGUCGCGACACCUACACGGUGGCUGUUUACGAAAACCCCGGUGUACCCCAUCGCAGAAACGAGAUCUGGUUCAUACGCCAGGAUCCUUAAGAAUGACUCAGAACUUCUACCUUUUCUCUAACGCUCAGCCUUCUCCACUUUGGUACCUGAUUCACUGCAGUUCAUGUACUGUAGCUCAUCCUCAAAUGAAAAGAUGCAUAUUGUUUUGUUUUUUGUUUUUCCAUUGCAUAUGCUGUAUAAACAUAUAGCAUAUGUAGUCACACAAGACUGAUACAUAUAUAUUUGAGAAUAUAUAAAUAGUCUCUGAUAGUUUGAAGAACACUGACAGAAACUUGACGAAGCAGAUUCUUAACUGCAUGUAGGAUGCAUUUAAGCAAUGUGCAGAGUGAAACCAUUAUGCAGUUAAGAAGUAUGCUUUCCUCUUUGUCCUGUAAAUUACUGAAUUCAGUUUCUUCCGUAGUUUAAAAAAUGAGUCGUAUAUUUAUAUUUAAUGUAAAUUGUACUGAUUACGAAAAGUACAUUAAUUAUAACGUACUCUGUUUGACCACUAGGUGGACAAAUGUCUCUUAUAUUUUGGGAUUUUGUCAAUGUUUUCAAAUUUGAUAAUCUAGAGUGUAAGGAACCAACAAUCCAUUAUUUUAUGGGACCGUUCUAAUAUAGUCAUAAGCAUUAUUUGUUUGGUAAUGCGUUGGAUUAUUAGAUUCUAAAUGAAAUCACAUUAAUGAUUUAGAUGUUUCCCUAUAACACAUGAAGGGAUAUUCAUACACUUUUGUCACUGCCUUUUCAUUCAAAAGUCUGAGAAAUACAGUGUGCAUGAUGUACAUUAUUUUGAGUUUGGUGACCAAAAAACCCUUUGCUUAUUUUUUUUUUUUAUAUUGGUUUGUUUAUAUGGUCAAAAUUCAGACUGUCAUUUACAGAUUGCUUCCAUUGUACUAGAGUAGCAAAUUUAUUUCCUCGGAAAUUUCUGGAAUUGUUUUCUUAUGUGUAAAUUUUAAAUAAUGUCUACACAUUUUACAUUGUUUUUUUUUCCUUUCCAGUGGGGUGGUGCAUGUAACAUCAGCUGAAUGUUACUAAAAAUAUUUUCCUGAGAACUUCUAAAUUGUCAGUAUUUCAAUGCAAUAUUUUACAACAGUGGGACUCUACAUUUAUUUUACAACGUUGGG